AUGGGGAUCGAACACCUUAAGACUCGUCAGAAAUUAGUCCUUAUCAGUACAGGCUUCACGUGGCGACUUGUCUUGGCUGAUGGCACAGUUGAGGCAGCGAUUGCGCAGAAAUUUAGCCAUCAUCAUUGCGGCACCCGACUGAAGCAUGCGCGAAAGUGUAAAGAGCUGCACGAUUAG
Plasmopara halstedii is the source of this 177-nucleotide messenger RNA. RefSeq lists its product as uncharacterized. NCBI's taxonomy places the organism in Eukaryota, Oomycota, Peronosporomycetes, Peronosporales, Peronosporaceae. The coding region runs from base 1 to 177 and encodes 58 amino acids. The record is from RefSeq and is a predicted model, not a curated record. The transcript is spliced from 2 exons.